UAUUGGCCGUGUAUUAGAAGUGAGCGGACGGAGAGUAGCAGGCGGCGGAGUCCGAGACGGGUCGAUAAUCGAAUCCACAAUGGUGACUCUGCGUGACAUAUUCGAACAGAUGCUCAGACAGAUGGAAGUAUUAAAUGAAGGAAUUGAACCCCAAUUCAUUCAGUUAGCUAAAAGCUUUGAAGAGUGUCGACGACUGUGGCAAAAGUCUCAGCUGGAACUGUCAUGUGCUACAGAGCGCCUAACGAAAGCUGAAACAGAGCGGAGUGCCCUUGAUGUCAAGCUGAAGCAUGCUCGUAACCAGGUUGACACGGAGAUGAAACGUCGUCAGAAGGCAGAAACCGAGUGUGAGCGGCUGGAACGACAGAUUCAGCUAAUCCGAGAGCUCCUCAUAACAGAAGGCUCGACCAGCAUUCAGUUAAAUGAAGAACAGAAGUCUGCUCUUGCUUUUCUCAACCCCAAAUGCUCAAAUUCUAAUGGAUAUACAUCCAACAGACGACUGUCUACAAUUGAUGAGUCUGGAUCAUUUCACUCCGACAUUAGUUACGACAAGACUGAUGACUCAAUGGACUGGGAUUCCUCCAUUGUUAAGACUGUCAAGUUAAAGAAAAGAGAGAAAAGACGUUCUUCCAGAGUUCUUGUUGAUGGCCAGCCAGGACCAGCUAAACGGUCACGAUCAACUGAAAAGGCAAACGAUUCUAUUGUGGCUAGAACAACCCUGACAUUGCCUAAUAAUGGCGGACCAAUUGAGGCAGUUUCCACAAUUGAGACUGUGCCAUACUGGACGAGAAGUAGACGUCGAACAGCAAAUCUGAAGGGACAGGAACUUGAUGCCAUUUCAGACACUCCUUCUACCACGCCAUCAACUACCAGCGGAUAUGAUCAGUGUGGUACACCUCAGACUAAUGGAGGAACAAGAAUUCAUGAGUUUGUUUCCAAGACGGUGAUCAAGCCUGAGUCAUGUGUUCCUUGUGGAAAAAGGGUCAAGUUUGGGAAGUUGGCCCUGAAAUGUCGAGACUGCAGAGUUGUAUCUCACCCAGAGUGCAGAGAUCGCUGUCCACUCCCCUGCAUCCCAACCAUGUCAGGAACACCUGUAAGAAUUGGAGAGGGAGUGUUGGCUGAUUACAUCUCUCAAACAUCACCUAUGAUCCCUUCUAUUGUGGUACUUUGUGUCAAUGAAAUUGAGCAGAGAGGCUUGUCUGAGACUGGUCUAUACAGAAUCUCUGGGUGUGAUCGCACGGUGAAAGAGCUGAAGGAGAAGUUCCUGAGAGGGAAGAAUUUGCCCCUACUCAGUAAAGUGGAUGACAUUCAUGCUGUCUGUGGGCUUCUGAAGGACUUUCUGAGGAAUUUGAAGGAGCCCCUUAUCACUUUCAAACUGUAUUCAGCAUUUGUGAAGGCAGCAGAAAUCCCUGAUGAAGAUAAUAGCAUUGCAGCAAUGUACCAGACAAUUAGUGAGCUGCCACAGCCCAACAGGGAUACUUUGGCAUUUCUGAUAAUCCACCUGCAAAGAGUAGCUCAUAGUCCAAACUGCAAGAUGGACAUAGCCAACCUUGCCAAGGUCUUUGGCCCAACAAUUGUUGGUUUCUCGACACCUGAUCCACCUCCUAUGUCAAUGCUGCAAGAAACCAAGCAACAACCAAAGGUGGUUGAGCGUUUGCUAUCUUUGCCAAUGGAGUACUGGAGCCAGUUUACAAUGGUGGAACAGGGGAAUGUGCAUCCAAAUCACAUAAUUGAAAAUUCCAAUGCUUAUAGCACCCCUGAAGUGAAAGUAAGCAUGCUUGGACCACUAACCACCCCCGAGCACCAAAUGAUUGGCAAGACUCCUUCAUCCAGCUCUUUAUCAGCACGAGUCAAAUCCAGUCUGACCAAGACCACUCCCAAGUUUGGAAGCAAAAGCAAAUCAGCUAUAAACUUCAAUCGAACUGGAACCUUUUUUGCAUCUCCGAUGUUGAAAUAAUUGAAAAUUAUUUAAAAUAUCUCAAUCAAGUUCCUAGGACCAUCACAUUAACCAGUUCUGGUUAACUGCUGUUGUUAUUAUCAGCUAUAUAAUACAACUAUUCUAAUAUGAUAGAAUGUACUUUCCAUAUGACUUUAAAUAUAAUUGAUGUAGUUAAUGGUGGUACUUUGUUUAAAAAAUGCUAAGAUUAUUUUUAAAUGGCUACAAUCUUUGUAAAACCAUUGCUAACCAAUAAUGUGUGGGUAGAAACUAACACUAAUAGGUGAGAAAAAAAGUUUGUUUCUCAGUCCAAGGCUUUGAGAGCUGUUAAAUGCAGGAUGGGGGAUAUUUACAGCUAAAUCAAAAGAUUAAUCCAGGAGAUAAUGCUGCUGCCUCUAUAUUUGUCUUGGUCUGCUGGAAUUUUAUUUCUAUAAUUGCCUGUUUCUGGAGUUAAUAAUUAGGACAAUAAUACAAAUAAAACAUACUGCCUGUAGCCCUGAGAUUGGGCCUACAAUGAUGCAGACAAAAUAUUAUCUAUUAAGUGCUUGCAUUUUUCGAUAGCAGCUCUGAAAAUUAGUCAUUUUCAUGUAAUCUGUGUGCAGUUUCAUACCGUUAGCAGCUCCUGGACUUUGAUUUGAUUCCAUGCCUUUGUACUUUAAUAGGAGUCUACCAUAAAGCAAGCUGCCAUUGAGUUGAUUUUAUCCUUGCAGGCUUUCAAUCCAUUGCAGGCAGCUGCCAAUUUUUAACCCAAUUAAUCCCAUUGGCAGCAGUUUUUAAUCCAGUUAUAAAGCAAUCUUUGUUUUUAAACCUAUUGGUUUUGCUAUAAAACUAGCUUUAACAUCAACAGUUGACAAGCCAAUUGAAUCACCAUUGCCUGAAGGCAUAUGAGGUGCUCAAUCUGUGCACAAUGGUGUAUUUUUUUUUUGAAUUGUCAAUGCAAAGAAAAUUAUCUCCAAAAUGCACUUUUUACACCAUUCGGAGUACUGAACUCCAAAAUCUUAAAAUGUCAGGUUAUCAUACAGUUUAAGAGUAGUUGCAUUGCAUUUUGUGAUUUGUUUGCAGCAAAUUUAAAUCUAUUUGCUCCAGAUGCUUUCUAAGCCAUUUAACCAGAGACUGAUUUUCAUGAGAACGAUGUUUUAUCUUUAUGCAUGGAUCCUCUUUAUUUUGUGAACAUUGUGACUUCUCUAUUUUGAAGUGCCAAAUAUGUGCACAGAAUGAUGCUAAUCUUUGAUUUGAAAUGUACUGUACAUUACUGUACUUAAAUGGUAUGUUAAUAUACUUCUGUGAUACGUAGUAAUAUGCUUCUAUAAUGUGGUAGUAAUAUUGUGCUGAAUUAUCGAAUACAUUCAAUGCCUAAGUAGAAUAUUUUGACCAAAAGUUAAAGCACAUUGACCCUGAAUUACGCAGACAUGAUUCUAAACUAGAUUAUGGUGUAAUAUUUAUCAAGAUUUUAUACAGCAUGUAAAUAUGUUUUCCUUGAAAUUGGGUUUUUUUUUGGUUAUUUGAAUUAUGGUAAUUAUAAAAUGGCCUGCAUCAAAGAUUUCCUGUCCUCUUGAAAUUUGCCUUACCAGUACCGUAACAUUGUCAUCAAGCAUAUUUGUUGAGCUGUGGUAAAACAUCUGUUGGAAACUUUAAGAGCCAAUCAUGUUAACUAAUGAAAAUUAAAAGUCUGAAGUGCUCAUAACCAACUGAGAAUGUCUGUGGAGGAUCAUUGCUGAUUCAUUGAUCAAUGGUAAAAAUUGAAUGCAUUCUUAAAUGGUAAAGUGUGCUUUAUGUAGUUUUCACUGUCAUGUGCCCCAAUAUUUCAAAAGUUUCAGUUUUAAUAACAGCAGUGAAGAACUCUUGUGUUUGC
Mobula hypostoma (lesser devil ray) is the source of this 3785-nucleotide messenger RNA. It is a transcript of the gene racgap1, whose product is annotated as Rac GTPase activating protein 1. The coding region runs from base 80 to 1954 and encodes 624 amino acids. NCBI's taxonomy places the organism in Eukaryota, Metazoa, Chordata, Chondrichthyes, Myliobatiformes, Myliobatidae. Gene Ontology annotation, molecular function: GTPase activator activity. Gene Ontology annotation, biological process: mitotic spindle midzone assembly; mitotic cytokinesis; Rho protein signal transduction. The record is from RefSeq and is a predicted model, not a curated record. Gene Ontology annotation, cellular component: centralspindlin complex; nucleus; midbody. The transcript has 17 exons.